This is a messenger RNA of Branchiostoma belcheri (Belcher's lancelet), 3258 nucleotides long. Its product is annotated as forkhead box protein I2-like. Lineage: Eukaryota; Metazoa; Chordata; Leptocardii; Amphioxiformes; Branchiostomatidae. The record is from RefSeq and is a predicted model, not a curated record. The transcript has a single exon. Gene Ontology annotation, molecular function: DNA-binding transcription factor activity, RNA polymerase II-specific; RNA polymerase II cis-regulatory region sequence-specific DNA binding. Gene Ontology annotation, biological process: cell differentiation; anatomical structure morphogenesis; regulation of transcription by RNA polymerase II. The coding region runs from base 767 to 1801 and encodes 344 amino acids.
GAUAAGCCAUCGGUUACGGCAGCGUGCAGUAUGGACUGAUUAUGCAAAUGUCAUGCCGGUAAAACAGACCUGUUGAAUGGGGGAGACCCAUUGACGUUUAUAGACCCACCUUAGACCACGGCAGCAGACGGGCCAAUUCGACCCCCGGCUCUAAAUGGUAGCAGUAAAACGGGUCUGGAUUAGCCAAGAGUAAACUUAAUUAAGGUCAUAACAGCCAGGGUUGGACCAUGUCCAAACAUUACUUCUUGAUCCCGCCCACCAUGAAAUGGUCCGCCCCCAAGGAAAUCAUUUGGGCAGGGGGAGGGCGGGCCUGAUUGACAAAUGCAGCCACGCAACAAAUAAACAGUGCGUCUGCGCGCCCUCACACAGUGGAGUCCGCGGUGUGGCAGCCGUCAGUGUCGGUGUUGUGGCAGCAGAGUCAGUGUGCGUACGUCCCCAGCUCGGUCACAACGUGAUUUAGCGCUCUUCCGCCGCCAGACUUGUCCUUCUGACGCCUCCGGUCGCUUCCUCCAACCUGACCACGCCGAGGCGCACUGCGAGUCUGAAGUCAAACUUUCCCAACUGAAGACGGCCUUGGCGUGAAACUGUGACCACUUCACUAGUGUGCAGUUCGCACAACAAGACGGUUGUUGCUAACUCACGUCCAUUGCGAUUUAAGAAACUGUGGGAAGACUUUCACAACAAGCCGUGGACAUUGUGAGGAUCCGUUUUGACAACUCUGGAGUCGUCACAGCGCGCCUGGACCAGGGGAUUCCAAGAUUUCGCAAUGACUUCGAUGCGCCCGCAGCCGGACCUCAUGGACAACAUGCAACAGUACGCGAGUGUCGAUAGCAUGGCGAUGUAUUCCCGUAAUAUCCAGGCACCACAGCACAGCGGCUAUCCGCUAGAAUAUCCCCAGACGUCCUACUCCUCACACUGGUUUAACGGACUCACCAACCCCUACCUGAAUAUUUCUUCCAACGCGGGGUACGGCAUGCCGAGUUCCUACACGCCUCCGCCGCCGCCACAGAGGAACUACCUCACUCCGCCAGGCUUCGGGAGCUCCGACUUGAGUUGGAUCUCUCUGCCGUCUCAACAGGAGCUGUUCAAGCUCGUCAGGCCGCCUUACUCCUACUCCGCUCUCAUCGCCAUGGCCAUCCAGGCCGCCCCGGAGAAGAAGCUCACGCUGUCCGGUAUCUACCAGUACGUGGCCGACAACUUCCCGUUUUACAAGAAGAGCAAGGCCGGCUGGCAGAACUCUAUCCGGCACAACCUCUCACUGAACGACUGCUUCAAGAAAGUGCCAAGGGACGAAGACGAUCCAGGCAAGGGCAAUUACUGGACCCUCGACCCUAACUGUGAGAAGAUGUUCGACAACGGCAACUUCAGGAGAAAGAGGAAGAGGAGGGACCAGUCCGGCGGCGCCGGGGGGCAGCAGAACCGGCCGCCGGGCGUCCCCAACCCUGCCUCCAAACCCGCCGGCACGCUAGAGAACGACCCGGUCCCCAGCGCCGCCGCCACGGCACAACAGGUGCUCGCGCCCAAGCAGCCUUCCAUCGCCAGCGACGUCCUGCCUCCAGCCGACGUGCCUCCGUCAGCGGGGCAGACCCACACUUCCCUCGGCAUGAUGAGCGACAUGAGCCGACAGCACCACCCGCCCAGCUGCGGCGCACCCAUGCACGGACCUCCAUCGACCCACAACCAGACCCUGUCGGGACACCACGACGUCUACUCCGGGCAACACUCGCACCACACGUCGGUGACGAAUCCCUUCAACUUCAGCGUCAACAACCUUAUUCACUCCACAGAGAACAAGGUAUGAACCCAACAACAUAAAUGCAACAUCACGAACUCUGUACACCAAACUUACCUGAACUCGAACUCAAGUAUAACAUUUUAGUGGAAUGUCUCUUGGGCGCUGAGUUGUACCAAAAGAGUGGAGAAAGGACUUCCUCCGAACAAGCAAUGUUGUACGAGAUUUGUAUCCUAUUUGCUGAACUUAAUAAUGCUUUUACAACGGAUUUUAAGGAAAGAUAUCAUCCUAAUCAUAGGUCUCUGUAAAUGAGAUUACAACACAGGUAGAUGUACAUAGUCUACCUGCUCAGCAAAAGGUAAAAAGAUAACUGCGCCCUUCUUUGUGGAAACAGACCGUACUCUCCAAUUCUCACUGAAUUUCUUGACUAGACGACUGUUUUUGAACAGAAAGUGUACAAAAAUGUUUAUCCAAGUCCGUAUAAGAAUCACUAUUGGUAGUAGGUACUUUGCAGAGAUGUUUGUUGUACAAUCAUCUAAAGUGUUUUGAUUCGUUUCUCUAUCUUAUUUUUGUGUAAUUUAUCUCACAUAAUUUGAAUCUGAUGACAAAGUUGCGAUCUCUUAUGUAGUAAGCAAAGCUUACCAAAGAAAGAGUGAUUUUUGUGUGAUUACCAUAUCAAAUCAUGUAUUUAUAUAGUGGACAGUAGAGGAGUAUAAAAUAAGGAAAUAUGCCCAAGUGGCUAGGAUUACCCUGCUUACAGGAUGGUCUUGAACCAUACUUUGUGCUUAUAAUGGCCUGAUAUAUUAGGUCGGAAGUUUUCUGGUGAAGCCAUGUGGUGUUUUCACCGCCGCGCUCUCAAUUUGUUUGGCUUGUUUGUAUAUUUUGUGUUAUGAGCACGCUGCUCCGGGCUUGUGUCCCAACACCAGAAUCAGGCCACUUGGCCAACAGAAAAUAUUGCCCUUUUCCCGCUGGGACUAUGUGGUAAAUAUUUCCGCAUGUAUAAUUUUUGUCCUCAGCAUUUAAAAUUUCAUAAAACAGCUAAAAUGGCAUUCAUUUUUUUCAGUUUUGGAAAUGUACGCAUAUGAUAUUUCUAUAUCAAGGGCAUCAUUAUCGCACAAAGUUAGAGGAUGGAUUUCUUCUCAUUAAAAACUCUUCCGAGGAGCGAAACUUUGAUUUUGGCAGACAUUUAAUCCACACAAAUAUUACUUCAGCGCCAGAGAAUCAAGAAGACGAAAUAAUGCUGGAUGAAUAAUUAUAAUUACAAUGAAUAUAUAUAAAACUUGUUAAGUAAUUUUUGUUCAAAAUGAGUUGCGUAAGAUGUACAUAUCAAAUUUUUUGACUGUUGCAGAGUAUAUAACUAGCAGCAUACUAGUCUAAAUAAGUACCGUUAUGUACGUACGAGACGUCUAUACUAGUUGGUUGAUUCUUUUUUUGUUGUCUUUAUUGUAUCGAAGUCACCCAUGUGGUUAGCCUUUUGGCAAACAACGUCUCCCGUGAAUAAAGAAAGCUUGUUGUGGCUCACUCCC